AUGCCCCAGAGCUGGAGCCUGAGGUCGGGGCUGGAGAGCAGAGAGGCCGCGGAGGAAAGGACUAAAGCGGGCUUCGAGAGCAGAGGACCCCCGCUGCUGCAGCUGCGGCUGGAGGCUGCGUCUCUGCACAUCUGCACCUCGGUGGAGCGCGCGCAGAGACGGCGCAGACUAGCCGCUAACGCGCGCGAGCGGCGGCGCAUGCUCGGUCUGAACGUGGCCUUCGACCGACUGCGCAGCGUCAUCCCGCAGCUGCGCAGUCAGAAGAAACUCUCCAAGAGCGAAACCCUCCAGAUGGCCCAGAUCUACAUCAGCAGGGUCCUCGAACUGUGCUCGCACGGGCAGGGGGGUAGCACCAAACCAUAUGGUGGGGAUUGA
This is a messenger RNA of Knipowitschia caucasica, 375 nucleotides long. Lineage: Eukaryota; Metazoa; Chordata; Actinopteri; Gobiiformes; Gobiidae. The record is from the annotation of a GenBank genome assembly.